AAAACGACAGAGGAGGAACCGCAGGAGCUGUUGGUGUUCGGGUACAGCUGCAAAUUAUUUCGUGAUGACGAGAAGGCGAAAAUGAUUGAUCAAGGGAAGCAUUUGAUACCCUGGAUGGGCGAUAACACGUUGAAGAUAGACAGGUCCGUUCCCAUAACCUAAAAACCAUUAUACCUAGAAUACGUAUAUUUUUGACUAAAAAAAGAAAAUGUACGCGCAAAAUUGUGCUGAGAACAAUUCUGAUAAACUGAUGACAAACUAGACAAACUCGACAGGUGUGACAAACUUUUUUAACGUACGGAUAAGCAAUCUGGAGACUGUUUAAGGUUUCCGCAGGUGUUUUGGCAGUGAGGCUCAGUGUGGAAGCGCUAAUUGCGCUCUGCAUGAGUGUAUACAAGGUGCUCUCGUGUCCUGGCCCACGGAGAUGAUCCUCGGCGCUUGCAGCAAGAUACGAUGGACGCGGGGCUCUGGGCGACCUCAGGGUCUAUGAACCACCACCCGGUGGCUUUGAUCAACGAACCUUUCUCACCGAGGAUGAAUAUAAAAUUGAACAGCUCUGCGAUGAGGAGCGGUAUCGUUCCUUGUACAAAAGCGAUGCGGAUGAAAAUCUCUAUCAUGAAGAGGAAAUGAAAAGGCUGCAACAGGCGUUGGAUUCGGAGAAUUCGUAUGGACAGGUCGCCUACAACUACAACGAAAAUGAGGAGAAUCAAAAAGCAACUUGUGACGAUUCACAAAGUCCAAAACCAUCCGAAGGCUCUCAAGAAGACGAUCAAGCUUUCAUCAUUCCCCCGGAACUUAAUGUUCCACCUGACAUGACUGUGCCGGAUACACAGAAAUUGCACGCGAUAAUAACGAAAACAGCACUAUUUAUAAGCCGUCAAGGAGGACAAAUGGAAGUUUUGAUAAAGGCAAAGCAGGCAAACAAUCCACAAUUCGCAUUUCUAUCGGUGGAUGGAGCAUUACAUCCGUAUUACAAACUCGUCCUUGAGGCUAUCAAGUCCGAGCAAUAUAAUCCAGAAAAACAGUCCGAGAAAGAAGAAUCGGAAGAAGCGGAUCAGCAAAAUGAUAAUGACGAUGAGGAUGACGAAGAUGACGACGAGCCUUAUCUUCAUCCCAGCCUUGCACCUUCUUUCGCUAAAGUCGAAGCCGCUCCGAGUAUACCCAGCAUUGCAUACAAACCUUCUGCGGAUUGUGCUUAUUCAAUGUUGGUUAAUCGAAUCACCGGAAAGCCACCGCCGUCGAAAGUUCCACCACAGCCGGAAGUUCCUGCUCCACCACUACCGAUUUCUGGAUAUUAUCAAGGAAUGCCUCCACAGCAUCCCUAUUUUUCACAGGGUUAUCCGCCGUAUCCGGUAGCGCCACAACAGUAUUCACAUGGUCCAGUAAUUUACGGAGCGAAUGGCCACACGAAUAAUCCAUCACAAAUCUCCGCGCCACCAAUUCCAUCCUCGAGCGAUGCAAAUCUCGUGCAAACCCCACUCAAAGAACCACCGUCUCUCGUUCCCUAUGGACCAACUCCUCCAAAACCAUUGAGCAGGCCAUCCUUUAUCGUCCCACCAGCUGAAAUUCAAAUAAUAAUCGACAAAAUGGCGAGUUACGUUGCAAAAAAUGGUCGCGACUUUGAAGCAAUCGUGAAAAAUAAAGGCGAUCCAAGAUUCAAUUUCCUAGAAUUAUCACAUCAAUAUCACGGCUAUUAUGCACAUAAAUUAACCAUAUACGAAGGCGCUGUCAAUCCUCGAGUCUUAACCGAAGAAGAACUCCUGCAGAAACAGGAAUUAAAAGAGGAGAAACAAAAGAAAUUGGAAGAAUUACAAAAGAAGCAACAACGAAUGGAGGAAGUGCAAAAACGCGUUAAGAUGAUCGAAGCCAAAAAGAAGGGCGACACACGUUUCAAAGAAGACUCUGCGAGUAAGAAUAUAACAACAGUUUCGUUUUCCAUAAAGAAACCAAAAGAAGGCGAAACGACAGUAAUCGAAAAACGCAAUGCUCUCCCACUAGAAGAAAGUGAUGACGACGAUAUCGAUGAAAAGAAAGACGAUAAUUCUAAAUCAAAUUCACCUCUACAAGGAGACGAUUCGGCAAAAAGUGAAAAAGAAACAAUCAAUCUCGAAAAGAAAUCUCGAAUCGACGAAAAGGACUUUGUCGAUCUCACUGACGAUAUUUUAGAGGAUUGUCAGAAGGACUUGAGAUCGAAAAUGGUUGAGGAGAGAUUAAAGGAUAAAUUGGCAGCAGCCGCUCGAGAAAGAAUGGCAGCAAAUUCAAUGAAGGAGAAACAACUUCAAUUGGAACGAAAAAAGAAGGCGGCUAUGUUUCUAAGUCAAUUGCAAACGCCAAUAAAUGUAAAAAGUAUGGAGAAAAAUGUGAUUACGAGUAAGAGGGAUGUUGAUUUAGAAGAAGUUCAAGCGGUUCCGUCUCCAAUUCGUGACGAUGAAACAGAACAAACAAAUCCCGUUACAACUCCACUGAUUCAUAGAAUAAAAGGCGCGGAAAUAAAUAACAAAAGAUCGAGGCAUCGCUCUAGAAGUCGGAGUAGUAGUCGAAGUCGAAGUUACUCCGAUCGCGAUAGACACAGAUCUCACAAGAAGCACAAGAAGAAAAAAGUCUCGCACAAAAGUUACGACAGUCCAAGCAGAUCCUGGUCCCACAAGUCGAAAAAAAGUAAAAAAUUGUCGAGGCAUCGAAGUCGAUCGAGAAGUCCCCACAGACAUCACCAAAGCUCAAAAAAUCAACGAAAAGGAAGUAGUUCAAGUAAUUCAUUAUCCAGUUCACCAUAAAAGUUACUUAUCUGAAAAGAUAGAUAAGUAUUUUUGUAAUUUCAACAUUGUACAUAAACUUUAUACAUAUAUGUAAAUUACAGAACAACUAAUUAAUAACUUUAUAUACAAUUCCGUCAAAUUCAAGGAACGAAUUUUAAAAACAAUAUCUUUUAGUUUGUUUAAAAAAAAACAAUAACCACCUGAAGAGAAUGCUAUGUUCUUAAUUUCUUAAAAUAGAAAAAAGAAACUACUCUUGAAAUUAUUUAUUCUUGAAAAUAGUGUACAUUAUAAAUAA
Messenger RNA from Leptopilina heterotoma, 3051 nucleotides. RefSeq names its product splicing factor, suppressor of white-apricot homolog (gene su(w[a])). The record is from RefSeq and is a predicted model, not a curated record. Gene Ontology annotation, molecular function: RNA binding. Lineage: Eukaryota; Metazoa; Arthropoda; Insecta; Hymenoptera; Figitidae. The transcript is spliced from 8 exons. Gene Ontology annotation, biological process: mRNA 5'-splice site recognition; RNA processing. Bases 627 to 2774 code for a protein of 715 amino acids.